This is a messenger RNA of Dichomitus squalens LYAD-421 SS1, 1629 nucleotides long. RefSeq names its product alpha/beta-hydrolase. NCBI's taxonomy places the organism in Eukaryota, Fungi, Basidiomycota, Agaricomycetes, Polyporales, Polyporaceae. The transcript is spliced from 14 exons. The coding region runs from base 1 to 1629 and encodes 542 amino acids. The record is from RefSeq and is a predicted model, not a curated record.
AUGCGUUUCCACUUUCUUCUGCUGUUUGCCUAUACCGCAAUCCACUCCCUUGCUGCCCCUACUACCUCACUUGAUGCCUCUGAAUCUGCAAGCCCCACUGUAGAACUCGACAAUGCCACUGUUGUCGGGGUGGCGGACGGAUUCACCAACUCAUUCCUUGGAAUUCCUUAUGCCCAACCUCCGGUUGGAGACCUUCGUUUCAACCUACCGAAGCCCGUUAUCCCGUACUCCGGGACUGUCAAUGCGACUGUCUUCGGGAACUUGUGCUACAACUUCCUCAAUCCGUUCUCUCAGACAGCCAGCUGGCUCACUCCCGAGAUGGUGGCCUACCUGGGUAUAUUUUCCCAACUGGUUGCACGGCCGUACGCCGAAGAUUGUCUCAACCUGAACGUCAUCGCCCCCGCAGAUGUCAAACCCGAUCAGAAGCUGCCUGUUGUCGCGUACUUCUUCUUCGGCGCCUUCAUCUUCGGCGGGAGCUCCGACAUAGACGGUCGGGUUCUGGUCAAGCAAUCGGUUGAGAUCGGAGAGCCUGUCAUCUUCGUUUCGAUGAAUCAUAGGCUCGGCCCGUUCGGCUUCCUUCCCGGACAAGAAGUGAAGGAUGCCGGUGUUGGGAACCUUGGUCUUCAGGACCAACGCGAGUCAUUACGCUGGAUCCAGAAGUACAUCUCCCAAUUCGGCGGCGAUCCGGAGCGCGUGACCCUAGUCGGCCUGAGCUCCGGGGGUGUCUCCGCCGCGUUACACACGGUCAUCAAUGGAGGGAACUCUGAGGGCCUCUUCCACGGCGUUUGGGCGGAGUCUGGCGCUAUUCAGCCGGCGGGAUGGAUUAACGACACCGUCCCACAAGCCACGUAUGACAACUUCGUCAAGGCCAUCGGCUGCUCAGGCUCUGCAGAUACCCUCGCAUGUGCCAGAACGGCGCCAGUGGACGUCGUCACUCGGGCGGGCUCGCAGGGAAGCUGGACUCCGCACGCCGAUGGAUCGUUCAUCACGGACGCUCCGCAGAAGCUACUCGCCAACGGACAGUUUACGAAAGUGCCCGUGGUCGCAGGAAAUGCGGAAGACGAAGGAACGCUGCUGUCGGUCGGCAUUCCGCCUAUCGCGAACGAUACCGAGUUUGAGCAGAUCAUCAAGGCGUCGUACUACCCGGACAUCAGCGACGCCGACAUGAAGUCCCUGCUUGAGCUAUAUCCUGAUGUCCCGGCGCUCGGCGCACCGUAUGGAACUGGGGACAAGUACCAGUUCCAGGCGAUGUGGAAGCGAGUCGCUUCGCUGAUCGGUGACGUCGGUGUGGACGCCGUCCGUCGCGCGUUCGUCCAGAACUUUGCGAAAAGGGGCGUGGACGCCUGGGCAUAUGUGUAUCGCCGCAAUUAUGUGCCCGGAUUCGGCUCGACUCACGGUUCGGAGCUUUCGAACAUCUACGGCGGCGGUGACAUGGGAGCUCAGCUCAUCCACUUUGCCAACACACUCAACCCCUCAUCAUCCUGGCCCAAGUACGACCUCCUUGGACGCGCUUCCCUCGAGUUCUAUGGGAACAUAACCAACCUUACUGGGGUCAUCGUGGACAAUUACAGGGAGGCGGGUAUUCAGCUCGCUAUGAAGCUGAAUGCGGAGAUGUCGUGGCCGGCUUGA